GUUAAUUCCAUUGAUGACGCUGAAGUUUUAAGACGUAUGGUUAUACAAAAGGAAAAAGAAAAAGAUGAUAUCGCUCAAGACUUGAAUAUGGCUGCUCGUCUUGGCCUUGUAAUUUCGGAGAAAAAUGAGGAACUACAGAUGAAACUUGAUCUUGCAAAACAGGCUGAAGAACAGGCUUAUCUCAAAGAAGAAAACCGUGUCUUGUCCUCAAAAGCUUCUCGUAGCAAUGACCUUGCAACUCAACUAGCUGCUAGUGAAGAACAAGUAAAAAUAUUACGAGAACACAGAGCAUUCCUUCAAAAAGAGCUCGACACUGCUCGACGAGAACUAAAACGUUUCCGUAAGGAAUUGGAUAGUCUCUCUGGGCAGAUGAGUGAUAUGGCGGAGGAUAUGUGGGAGUCACGUAAUAAAGUGAACACUUAUGCAAAAAAAUUGACCGAAGUUGAACAACAUCUAGCUGAUACACAAGAAAUGAACGUUAAUUUGUCCAUACAACUCGAAAAGUCCCUUAGCUCUCAAAAAAUAUCUAGUGCAACAACAACACAAAUCGUUAAGAUGAUUCAGGCUGAUCUAGGCAGAGUCGUUCUAGAAAAUGAGCACUUACGUGCUAGCAUAAAUGAAUUAGAAAACCGUCAAGUUAAAUGCGAAGGCAAACUUAGCGAAAUGAUGGUGUCAGCUCAGGAAUAUGCUCACCUUUUAGAAGAAGCACAAGAUACCAUACAUUCGUUGAGUGAGACUCGCCUAGAAUCUGAAAUAGAUAAUCUGGAAUAUUCUCCUGGGCGAAGCCGUGGCCAUUCUGAUAAGCCUAUCAAAGAUUCGCCUCCCAUUAAGGGUACUCCAUUUUCUACUGAAGUAGAAAAGAGCAUUGAGGAACGUAUAAUGUCACAGAUGACUCCUUCACGAACCCAGUUUCAACCUGGUAGUAAUUCUUCCGUUGACAUGAGAAAAGCGGCAGCAGGUUUGAAGUACUUGCUGUCUAAUAGCGAAGAAGGUAAAGAUGGUGGUAAAGGAAAAAGCCCUGAGAGGCGACCACUUGGUGGUGGCG
This is a messenger RNA of Racocetra fulgida, 1045 nucleotides long. NCBI's taxonomy places the organism in Eukaryota, Fungi, Glomeromycota, Glomeromycetes, Diversisporales, Gigasporaceae. The record is from the annotation of a GenBank genome assembly.